CUGUGAUAAAUUUCUUUCAAGGUGGUUAUAGAUGGAAAGGUGCAGGUGAGGGUUUUGUCCUGUUGUCUCCACAGGAAUUCUGAAACGUUUUGGACGACAACAGGCAUGUUCCCACAGGAAUUCAUUAUUGGUUUUCCCAAAUGUGUGAAAAUCAGCAAAGUUGCGAUCCAGUGUUAUUUGGUGCGGACCUUAAGGAUUGAAAGAAGUAUAUCUAAAGACCCUGUGGGUUUUGAACAGUGCAUUGAAAAAGAUUUGCAACACACAGAAGGACAGCUCCAAAUGGAAGAAUUUCCACUUCCUGAAUUUCAGGCCACUUACUUGCGUUUCAUCAUCAAAUCUGCCUUUGAUCAUUUUGUGUCAGUGCACCGGGUGAUGGCAGAGGGCACAGCAGAAAAUGCUUAAGUCCAGCUUAAAUUUGGACCUCAAUUUUUUUUUGUACUGAAGUGACAUUUUGAUAGCUGUAUUGCAGAGAAUGUUUGUUAUUGGAACCUUAUAUUAAAGUGUUUUUUGGAGGUA
Messenger RNA from Empidonax traillii (willow flycatcher), 516 nucleotides. It is a transcript of the gene IFT25, whose product is annotated as heat shock protein family B (small) member 11. Gene Ontology annotation, cellular component: cilium; centrosome; intraciliary transport particle B. NCBI's taxonomy places the organism in Eukaryota, Metazoa, Chordata, Aves, Passeriformes, Tyrannidae. The record is from RefSeq and is a predicted model, not a curated record. Gene Ontology annotation, biological process: intraciliary transport. The transcript is spliced from 4 exons. Bases 106 to 402 code for a protein of 98 amino acids.